Molecule: messenger RNA, 2133 nt
Organism: Filobasidium floriforme
Lineage: Eukaryota; Fungi; Basidiomycota; Tremellomycetes; Filobasidiales; Filobasidiaceae
Exons: 14
Coding region: 1-2133 (710 amino acids)
Cellular component (GO): plasma membrane
Source: RefSeq, a predicted model, not a curated record
AUGUGGCCCCGUCAUGGCUCGCUGCUGAGCAUCCUAUCGGUAUCGGCGCUCUCCCCGGCGGUACUCGCCGUCUGGCCGUUUCCCGAGCGACAGUACAAGGUUGAAGGUUGGAUCAAUAGCGGACAGUUGGGCCUCGAUAUCAAAGGCAGCGUCGUAGCUCUAGGAGAUUGGGACGCAGAUCAGUAUCUAGACUUGUUCGUCCUAGACGACAGCCGGACGAACGUGCAGAUACAUCGCUUCGAUCCAGUCGGUCAUGUCUACCAGCUAGCACAUGAGCUGUCGUCCCCGAAGCCCGUAGAGAACGUUAUUCCCGCAGACUUCAAUCAAGAUGGACGGCUCGACCUCGUACUGCUUACCGUCAACGAUGGCACAGACCAAGGAUGGUGGGCGCAUGGAGGUGAUGAUUUAGUCGCAAUGUUACAUAUUCAGGAAAAGGAUGGCGCCCCUAGAAAGGAAGGCAUCAACAUCGAGGGCUUCACACAUAACCAGCCUUUCAUCGUAGACGCCGACGGAGACUUGAAACCAGAUCUCCUCGGUACGGGCCGGACAGAAUCCGGAGGGGAAUCCCUGCAAAUGUGGAAAGAAUCGGACGGGGUAUUCGAGAGGUAUCAAGUUCCGCUAGAGCCGGCAACGAAACUUUGCCGAUUAGCAGAACCUCAUAGUAACGCUUUUGUCGAUCUCGAUGGAGACUGCCUUGCAGAUCUGUUCUUGAUGUGCGAGCGCUCGGGCUCGAAGCGCUCUUUCCAAAUCUGGCGUAACAGGAAGGCCGCUGGGUUCCAUCUCGCGGGCGAGUGGGAUUUACCGGCUGGCGCCGGAGCUGUAACAUUUGCAGAUAUGGACCGUGACGGGACAAUCGAUCUGGUGUUCCCUACAUGCUCGUCCGUGUCGUCUUCGACCGGUAUAGGACGAGGCUGUUCGAUCAACAUUGCUUACAACAAGCAGAAACCGCUGUGUUCAUCGUCCAGUGGCAGUUGGCUAGCGGGACUCUCACAAGUGGUAGCCGUACCCAAGAAGGACUGCAGGGAGUCGUUUGAUCUAUGCACGGCGGAUGAAGCUUUCACUUUUGAUCUGGGCGCGACGAGCGAUGCAUUUACCACUGUACCAGUCGUUUCUCUCUUCCCUGGCACAACCUCGCUAUUGUUUGCGGAGCCAAAGACCUCGACCAGCAAGACUGCCGCUCAUAUACCGUUACGGAUCGGCGAUUACAACAUCGACGGGUUCCCGGACAUCUUGGUGCUCGUACCAAAUAACACUGCAGCACCCCCCUCAGGAGGCAUCUUCGGGGGAGGCAGGAACCCCGGCGUACAAGUACGGGUGCUCGAGAACACAGCCUGCAAGAAAAAAGACGCCGCUUGCCAAGAUGGCAAAUACCAGGCGAGAAGACGACAUUUCAAGGUGGAGGAUGAGGUUGGGAUGAGCGCUCUCGACGACAUUUGGGAUGCGACGAAUGCGGCUUGGUUGGAUGUUGGAGAAGAUGGCACCCUGGACAUUAUAGUUGAACGCACUGGCAGACAGGACGCCGGACGAGUAACCUUCAUCAAGAAUAAUGCCUUCCAUGAUGCAUUUUUCCUCAAAGCCCUUGUGCUAGACGGAGCCUGUCAAGGCGAUGCCUGUAUUUCCGCUUCAGAUGGCGAAUCCUACAGCCCUUAUGGAAGCAACCUUCCAGGUGGUAACUUCAAAUUCACCAUCCUGGACACGGCGGGUAACCGGGUACCAGCUCAGAUACCGCAAAUGCCUCAGACAGCCUAUCGCACCUUGCAAGCACCAUAUUCGUUCUUUGGACUCGGUCGCACCAAUAAUUACAUUGAGAAACUCUUCAUUGGUUCUACAAAACACGACCUGGAGCACUAUACCACGAUAGAAGGCGUCAUACCAAACUCUCACAUCGUCAUCAAUCCACCAUUGCCUAGCGCAGCCAACGGUUCCGCCGAGGUCCGAGAAGCUUCAUCAGACUGGCACAAGACGCUGUAUCUGCAGCCUGGCAAGUGGAUGCAAUGGGUGAUUGCUACGGCGACCGUGAUCGUCGUGAUCUUGGCUGGUGUUACAUACAUGCUGCACAACGCGGAAAAGCGAGAAGACGAGCUCGACCGAAGAAAAACAAUGCAUAGGAUUAAUUUCGCUGCUUUCGGCUAG